CAUCUUUCUCGUCCAAGCAAAAGAGCAGUUCAAGGAACUUUCUACCAUACACAAAAGCAUGGAAAAUCUGUACCGGGAUGUCAUGGAAUAUUAUGCCAUCGAUUUAAAGAAAAUCUCGGUAGAAGAAUUCCUCACGGACUUGAGCAACUUCAAAACGAUGUUCACGGAAGCAGCAAAGGAUAAUAUGAGAAGGAAAGAAAUGGAAGAAAAACAGAGGCGUGCUAGAAUAGCUCAAGAGAAAGCAGAAAAGGAAAAAUUAGAAAGACAACAGAAGAAAAAGCACCUGCUUGACAUUAAAACAGAGAAAGACGAGACAGGAGUGAUGGAUAGUCUGCUGGAGGCGCUUCAAUCGGGGGCAGCUUUCCGUGAUCGAAGGAAGCGAGCACCAAGGUUUAAAA
Thamnophis sirtalis is the source of this 398-nucleotide messenger RNA. The record is from RefSeq and is a predicted model, not a curated record. Lineage: Eukaryota; Metazoa; Chordata; Lepidosauria; Squamata; Natricidae.